CAUUUUUACCCCUAUGAAAUUUAUCAGCACAAAACCCAUCAUUUUUCCCCAAUUUCGCCAGAAACUGUCGUCUUCUUCACUAUCGGCGAUACUCCAACGAAUUCAGCAUGCUGGCCGACCACCAAGGUACCGGGUUAUUUUCUACAAUUGGAAGACAGUUCGACCAACCCACCUUGGUUCUACCGACUUUCGGACAACCAGCGAGGCGUCGAUUUUUUCUUCGUCUGGAAGCCCUAGUUCUGCCGACAUUGUAGCAGUCGCCGUCGACGACGAGUACGGCGCGCGACAGUGUUUGAGCAAUUCAAAGCACCUGCAACGAACGUUCUUAUCAAGUCGAAGCAUGAGAGCUGCAGCCAUUGUGUUUCUAGAAAGAAGGGCCUUUGGAGCAAUACGUCGAACAUUUGGGAUACCUUUUCUGCUCCACAGAGAUUUUCGGCCCACUCUCAGUUUUUGCACUCUAACAUCACAAGACGGCACCUUAAAUCAUGCAAGAGAAAUUUCGUUGGAAUCUGGAGAAGAAACAGCACAAGGAGAAGCAAAUAGCCUAAGCUUGAGGAUUGAGAAAUUAGGGAAAGGUGAGUCGGUGGCCACCGCCUUCCAGAGCUGGAUGGGCGAUGGGCUACCCAUCCACGGUGGCGAUAUUUUUCACACUAUCAACCGUUUGCGCCGCCUCAAGUCCAGUAAGCGGGCCCUUGAGGUAAUGGAGUGGGUCAUAAGGGAGAGACCUUACAGACCAAAAGAACUGGACUACUCUUACCUACUUGAGUUCACCAUGAAGCACCACGGUGUUUCACAUGGCGAGACCCUUUUCUCCCGAAUCCCAUCUGAAUUCCAAAACGGGCUUCUCUAUAACAACCUAGUGCUCGGCUGCUUAGACAGAGGCCUCAUAACUCUCUCUCGGGCUUACAUGAGGAGAAUGAGGGAAUUGGGCCACCCUAUAUCAUACCUGGUUUUCAACCGCUUGAUACUUCUCCAUUCCUCCCCGAGCCGCCGCAAAUCAAUCCCCAAAAUCUUGACUCAGAUGAAAGCCGAUAAAGUCAUCCCUCAUCCCUCCACAUACAACAUCUUGUUAAAGAUGGAGGCUGACAAGCAUAAUAUCGAGGGCUUGGUUAGAGUCUUUGGCGACAUGAAACGGGCCUCGGUCGAACCGAAUGAGAUCACGUACUGCAUCAUGGCCGUUUCUCAUGCCGUCGCCAGGCUGUACAUUGCGUGCGGGUCCUACACCGAAAAAAUCGAGAAGUCAAUGACGGGUCGUAACUGGUCAACUCUGGACAUUCUCGUGAUGCUGUACGGUUACCUAAGGAGUGAGAAGGAGCUUGAGAAGACAUGGGCUCGAAUUCGAGGUCUGCCGCAUGUCAGGAGCAAGAGUUAUGUGCUGGCAAUCGAGGCCUUUGGAAGAGCCGGAAAUUACAGUCGAGCAGAGGAGAUAUGGCUUCAGAUGGAAUCGGAAAAGGGAUUAAAAUCGACCGAGCAGUUUAAUUCAAUGAUUGGUGUUCACUGCAGGAAUGGGCUUGUUACAAGAGCCACUGGGUUGUAUAGAGACAUGGAGAAAAAAAUGUGCAAGCCAAAUUCCAUCACGUUCAGGCAUCUCGCGCUCGGCUGUUUGCGGGCCGGGCUUGUGAAAGAAGGCGUUAGGACGCUUGAAUUGGGGAUGGGAUUCGAGACGAGCGAUAAAGUCAAAAGGUCAACCCCUUGGUUAGAGACCACGUACUUGAUUCUAGAGAUGCUUGCGGAUUGUGGUGACAUGGAUAAUGUCGAGAGACUGUUUGAGGAAUUGAAGAGAGGCCAGAUGCUGAGACGUAUAGUUUAAUGAAGCUGAUAGAACAGUUCCGCUCAGGGUAAUUUCGGGUUUUGUGAAGAAAUGUGCUUGCGAUAUGGGUUUUUGUGUCACUUCUUUAUUUCAAUGCAAACACGAAGAACUAUAUUUGGACCAAUAAAGCAGCCAACAGGAUGUGUCAGAGUGCCGGUGGAAUAUGGAGGAGUAACAGGUGAACUGAUAUAUACCAAACGUGUCCCAGAUGAAAAUUCUGAUGGCCAUAAUGCUGUAUAGUUCCUAUUUAGUAAUACACCAGAGAAAGAUGACUAUCUUGGCCAUUACAACAUGGAAAUGCAAAAAUCGUAGCUAGCCCAGUGUGUGGAGUCUCUUUGUAAUGCCCGGAUAUGGAUACGGGAUUUUUGUGACAUUUCUUCUAAUUGCAGGAUUCAAGAGCGAACGUGAAAAAUGAGGGGAAAUGGGAAGUUGGAAUUCUCACCAGAAGCAGAACUAGCAGCAUUUCAAAGAGAGGUGCAAUCUCAAAAACAACAGUUCCAGAUUUUCCCACCGCGUAGAACUCGAAAGUGGACUUACACAGGGACUAUCGGGAAUGCUGGCGCACUAAGCUAUCUUCACUUGCUCGACCACGAGCCACCUAAAGUGCAGUCUCCUGAUGAAACUCCUAGGCACAGAAGCUUGUCUCCAAUGAGGCAAAACAGGAUUGGACAAAUGAUGGUUAAAGAGGAGCCAUAUCUAAUUGCACCACCAGGCUUCACAGCUCCAAUCUCUUCUCCAAAAGCUGGCAAAUUGUCUACUAAAAGGGAAGUGGAAAAACCACGCAGAAGUCCAAGCUUUGAUUGGACGUACACUGGACCUGUCGCUAACUCGACUGCACCAUUGCUCGACUUAGACCCACCAGCUUCACCUAAAGCUCCGUUUCCCGACCCGCGGCCCAACCCGUUCCAUCCGACUAGCCCGGCCCGAACCCGAUCUCGCUCGCCAAACCCUUUCCCCAUGCAAAAGGUACAGACUCGAGUGGAAACUUCUAGGCCCCAAAACCGGAUGGGACGAAUUUCGAUCCAGGCGCCAUUUCCCGACCCAGAGCCCAACCCGUUCUAUCCGACAAGCCCGGCCCGAACCCGAUCUCGCUCGCCAAACCCUUUCCCCAUGCAAAAGGUACAGACCCGAGCGGAAACUUCUAGGACCCAAAACCGGAUGGGACAAAUUUCGGCUCAGUUUUCCAGCCCAAAGCCCAACUCGUUCCAUCCUUCAAGCCCGUCCCAAACCCGUACCCGAUCUCGCUCGCCAAACCCUUUCCUCACCACAUCACACCUCCCGAACAACAACAUCCCCCGAAAGCCUCGUUCGGGCCCAAAGCAGAAUCCAGCAGCAGAGAACAAAAAGCCCGGUGGACCGUAUCCAAAGCCCGGGCCCAACCCAAAACCGGUCGACGAGCUGUUCUGCCAGCUGUGCCAGGCGAGCUGCUCGAGCGCCCGCACCAUGAGCCAGCACCUGAACGGGCGGGCCCACAAGGCCAAGCUGAAGUGGGUGCAGAUGAAGAAGAGCUCGGCAGUGGGAAGAAACUUCCGGAAGCCCCCGACUUGCGAGGUGUGCGGAAUCUGGUGCUCCGACGGGUACGCGCUUAACAUGCACCUGCGGGGGAAGAAGCAUGAGGCCAAGGUGAAAGAGUUGGAGGGUAAAAACAGGAAUUUUGUCGAUAAGAGGCCGAUAAAGUGCGAGCUUUGUGGGAUCGACUGUAUGAAUGCGGAUAACUUUGCGAUGCAUCUCAAGGGGCGGGCCCACGCCCGUCGCAUGGGGAGGGCGUGA
Molecule: messenger RNA, 3580 nt
Organism: Striga asiatica
Lineage: Eukaryota; Viridiplantae; Streptophyta; Magnoliopsida; Lamiales; Orobanchaceae
Source: the annotation of a GenBank genome assembly